This is a messenger RNA of Physcomitrium patens, 703 nucleotides long. The record is from RefSeq and is a predicted model, not a curated record. Lineage: Eukaryota; Viridiplantae; Streptophyta; Bryopsida; Funariales; Funariaceae.
AAUAAAAAUAAUAAAAACGAAACAAAUAUACUUACUCCACACUAUUAACCAACUACCAAUCCUCGUUUACUUUAAAAAAGGCUCUCUCGGAGUGCGAACCCACAAACUCAAACUGCUGUCUUACUUUUACUUUUUAUAUCCCUUUUGCCUUUUAGAUAGGAUGGAACCACAGCGCGUUACUUCGAAAAGCUCACGGGAACUUCAUGGGGCACGCUCGCUGUGGUUGCGGAACACACAUAAGACGCCUUCUGCCGCCGUAUGCCGCAGUGUGACGCAUUAUGACGCCGAAUGCCGCGCCGUGAGCCGUCAGCGACAAUGGAGGGAAAGCCUGGACAAUAGCAACAAGGGGGACUUGCGCCAGGGGCGCGACGAGGUGCGCGGCCUGAAGUCAUCGCCAUCGCAUCGCAUCGCAUCGCAAAGCCCAGGGAUUGUCGAUCACGCGGCGCUAUACUCUCUCUCUCACUCACUCACUCUUACACAACGCAACGAGACCGCUCGUCAAAACAUCCGCACUCCAAACCCACGUCAUUGCAUUAAUGGCCCAAUUUCUGCAGUGCUUCGGGUUCGGUAGAUCUCUAGAAAGCGGACCUCUGCGGGGAGGGGUUGGACCACACCGGGGGGGUUAAAUUUGGGCUUAUUGACUGAAUCCUGGUGCUACAGCCUGCCGUCCUGCUUCAUCAUGCGCCUCGUUCGCCCGCCUGCA